Fusarium pseudograminearum CS3096 is the source of this 915-nucleotide messenger RNA. RefSeq lists its product as uncharacterized. Bases 1 to 915 code for a protein of 304 amino acids. The record is from RefSeq and is a predicted model, not a curated record. Gene Ontology annotation, cellular component: nucleus. Lineage: Eukaryota; Fungi; Ascomycota; Sordariomycetes; Hypocreales; Nectriaceae. The transcript has 2 exons. Gene Ontology annotation, biological process: regulation of transcription by RNA polymerase II. Gene Ontology annotation, molecular function: cyclin-dependent protein serine/threonine kinase regulator activity.
AUGGCUCAUCUAUUAAACCCUCUCGCUACAGCAUCUCAGCUAUAUCAUAAAUCAUCUUUCUCAUCGCUUCCGCAAGAUCUUCAAGACACAAUCUUCAUCACUUCACAAUGCCUCACACAAGUUGCUGGUCAGCUCCUUGAGCUCCCUCAAUCCGUUACAGCGCAGGCAAAUGUCAUUUUGGCACGCUACUGGCUUGUCGGUUCUCCAAUGGCCAAUGAGUUCAGUGACACAUCUGCUGCUGCUCUUUAUCUGGUUGCCAAGAUGGGACCUCAACCCCGGUCAUCACGCGACAUAUCUAAUGUUUAUGCUUACCUCUUAUCUGAGAACUCAUCCUUCUUGCACGUCCAAAGCAGUCCAAAGAAUGAUCCCAGGUCCUAUUACGUGCCCGAAGCCGACUAUCACAGCUUUCAGACUCGCAUCCUUGCCAUUGAAGCCCGGAUCCUCUACACGCUUUCAUUCGACACCCACGUCUCACUGCCUCAUCCACUUGCAAUCACUUACCUGCAGACGCUGGACUUUCUCGCGCAGCCCAAGUCCAUCAUAUCUCUGCGCACAAUUCAAUAUCUUAACACAGCUCUCCUCUCGCCUCAGAUGCUGUAUCUCACCCACCAACCACAUGCGCUUGCUACUGCUGCCAUUUACAACGCAGCCCGAGACGUAGGCGCUAAGAUGCCGGAAUGUGAGUGGUGGGAAGUCUUUGACGUUGAUCGAGAAGAGCUCGGGUUCCUUGUUGUGGGAAUGCGAAGCGUGGAAAACUAUCUGCGCAAAUUCAAGGAGGAAAUGCCCGAUCUCAGCACGAGCAUGCCUACGCGAAAAUUGAUAGACGUGGAGCUUCAGAAGAGGGGUGUGGGAAGUGGGAAUGUCACUGCCGUCGAUGAAGAACAGGAGCUCAUGAACAUGAUGGAUAGCAAAUGA